UCUUCAUCGAUGACCCCAGACGCCGCUGGGCAACUUCUCAUAAACGAAACCCCACCCCUUCCUCGUCGACGAGUCAACUCCCCCUCACAAACACAUUAAAUUUGCCUACCACCGGCUGUUGCGUUUUCCUGCGGUGGGAUCGUGUAACUGCCGUGAUGUGGAAGGAUAACGAAGGCUCAUCAAGGGGACGUUACCAUUCACGCAGCAACGUUGACACAUCAAUAUCACAACGCAUCAACAUGGAAUCGCUUGUUUCUAAGUACAUCAGAAUUGCCUCCGUGGUGGCAGCAUAUUGGACCAUCUCCAUUUCCAUGGUGUUUGUGAACAAAUAUCUGCUGAGCAGUGAAAGUGUCAAGUUGAAUGCGCCAAUGUUCAUCACCUGGUUUCAGUGUGUGGUCACUGUUCUGCUUUGCUUCCUGCUCAGUAUCGGGGGACAGCUGUUCCCACAGUUUGUUUCGUUUCCUGCUGUGAAGCUGGAAGGCAAGCUGAUCAGAGCUACCCUGCCCUUGUCCAUCGUGUUUGUGUCGAUGAUCACGUUCAACAACUUGUGCCUGAAGUACAUCGGUGUCGCCUUCUACUUCGUCGGUCGCUCGCUCACCACCGUGUUCAAUGUGGCUCCCUCUCCAUCGUGGGCGUGCUGUUCGGUGUGAUGGCCAGCGCCAGCGUGGCUCUCAACGCCAUCUUCACCAAGAAGGUGCUCCCCCUGGUGGACAACAACGUGUGGCGGCUCACGCUCUACAACAACAUCAACGCCACCUUCCUCUUCCUCCCGCUCAUGCUGGUGUUUGGCGAGUUCCGAGAGGUGUACGAGUUCCCGCUGCUCACGCAGGUCUCCUUCUGGAACUGGAUGACCAUCAGCGGGGUCUUCGGAUUCGCCAUCGGAUACGUGACCGGCAUGCAGAUUCAGGUGACGUCCCCUCUCACCCACAACAUCUCGGGCACGGCCAAGGCCUGCGCUCAGACGGUCCUGGGCUGCAUCUACUUCGGCGAGUCCAAGACGGGGCUGUGGUGGCUCAGCAACAUGGUGGUGCUGGCGGGCUCCGGGAGCUACACGGAGGUCAAGCGGCGCGAGAUGAAGAAGCAGCACGGGGAGGCGGUGGCCGCAGCGGUCAAGCAGGUGCAGAUCGUGGAGCAGCUGGAGGACGGGAAGAAGUCGGUCUCUUCGUAAUUAGCAGAGGAGAGAUGCGGUGGGGCUGUAUUAUUCACGCUCUCAGAAUAACAGGGUUCUAACUGCAUGCGUUGUCGUAGAGAUUUUAGAAAAUGGGAUUCAAAGAUUUACCCUCACAGCUAAAAUGGUAGGAUUCUGAACUCCGUGAUGAUUAGUUUUGAGAAAAUGGGAUCCGAAGAUUUAUACUCUUACAGCUAAAAUAUUUUACACCUUAUUCGUUAUGUGUGAAUUAAAAAAACAACAAAUAUAGGUAAGAUUUUCUGAAAAGCCUUUAACACAGCGUGCAGGGCACCUGUGUCAGUAAUGUGUAGUGUGUAACUGAUUUCUGGCAAACAAGUUGAGGUAGAACCUUGUGGUUCUUUCUAAGGGCACAUCAUAUUUACAGACAGAAAUGGUGAUUUUGUAUCUUCAUCGACGAGUAAAAAGGGAGGGAAAUGGAGAAUAGGGACUGAUGCUUUAUUCUCUCUGAUAUUUCAUUUCCCUCCCUUCCUACCAGUACAGCAAGACACCUGCCAGAGCGUGACAGUAAUGUCGAGACUUGAUCUGCUGUUAUAGAUAUGCUCGAUCUAUUCUAUUAUUCUAAUAACGUUGCUACAGCUUUAGAAGGUACAAAACAUUAUGGAACGACUGCGAGGGCCGCCAAGUAAACUAUGGCGUAUAAACUUUCAUUUUCAGAAGGGAGCCUAAUGUCUGUUAUGGCAUUUAUUGUAGGCUCUCUUAUGAAAAUGAAGCUUCUCCACCCAAAACGCUUCAAGAAAAUCCGUUUUUUUGUCUCUCCUGUUAAAUUUGAAAAACAUGACUUACCAUAGUUUACUUGGCGGCUUCGGUUUGAAAGAUGACAACAGGGUCGUCAAAUUUAUUUGUGAUUUGUGAAGGAAACAAUUUGUAAUACGGUAAUAUAGAUGUCUCCUCCCUUUCACUGCCACCACAAUCAUAUUAAUUUGACCCUCAUUUCAUUAAUUCUUUUCAAAUAAUGUUUCUAGUAUUUGCAAUCUUUUUGGGUUUCCC
Messenger RNA from Aplysia californica (California sea hare), 2176 nucleotides. Its product is annotated as GDP-fucose transporter 1. The record is from RefSeq and is a predicted model, not a curated record. Gene Ontology annotation, biological process: GDP-fucose import into Golgi lumen; protein O-linked glycosylation via fucose. Gene Ontology annotation, cellular component: Golgi apparatus. Gene Ontology annotation, molecular function: antiporter activity. NCBI's taxonomy places the organism in Eukaryota, Metazoa, Mollusca, Gastropoda, Aplysiida, Aplysiidae.